Pogonomyrmex barbatus (red harvester ant) is the source of this 3997-nucleotide messenger RNA. RefSeq lists its product as uncharacterized. The record is from RefSeq and is a predicted model, not a curated record. Lineage: Eukaryota; Metazoa; Arthropoda; Insecta; Hymenoptera; Formicidae. Gene Ontology annotation, molecular function: protein binding.
AAGAUUUCGACGUUGCCUGUUACAGGAGGGCGAGAGGGGCUAUUUGGAAGGACUCGCUUCAAGAUAUGCAGAUCUCUUCAGGACGCAUUACGGGGAUGUCCUGGAACCGUUGGAGGAGCUACGCCGACGAGAAACAAACGCUUCCGCCCGAAUGCCCAACACUCAGCUCACCACCAGUCAUUCACAGCCCAUUUACGUGCCCGGAAAAUACUCGCCCUCGAGCUGCCUCAGCGACAAGGAGGAGGAUGAAAUCUAUGGCUUCGGAUACGGGGUCUUCAGCAGGCAGAUGUUCCAACAUCGACAGCAAAAGCUCGCGCUUGCCACACAAAACACGACCGCCACCGUGACACCGGGUGGACCUCAAGCAACCUAUCAAAGUUGUCUGAGCCCGAGAUCUGCGUUCUUCUACGAGUUCCCUCCUAACGAACAAGGACAAAACACGAGUAAGAAGAAAACAACGUUUUCGAGGUUGCUACGAGGAUUGAAGACACAUAGAAAAGAAAAACAAGGCCAACAAGCGCAAGGCUCUCCAAGACACGGUCGUGCAAGAAUGGGCGUUCCUCAAAGAGUAGACACACCAGACAGUGUUUUACAAAGCGGUUUGGGUCUUGGACCCGACAUGGGACACACGAUUCUUCGUUCAAUGGUAGAUCCUCGAGAUUACGAUCGACUGAGAUAUCUACAGAUGAACGGCGGCCAACCGAACAGUUUUGAAGAAACCAUUCAUAGGCUGAAAGUUCAAGAGGCGCUGCGAAAGAAAGAGCGGUUUCACAAAGAGCACGAGGAGAUACUGAGAGAUAUCCGGCAGGGUUUAAUGCAGCUAGGACGAGACGGACGGGGUCAGCUCCCUGGGGAUGAUACGUACAUGUAUGACGAAGACGCGCGAUGCGGAGGUGCAGGUAGCUUAGUUCCCGGACCAGGCGGUCAACAUUGGUACGACGAACCACCUUACGAAUCGGACCCAGAAGACUUUCUUAUGGGAGCUAGUGGCGGUGCGGUACCAACCGCAACCAUCCAAAAUGGAAGGGUAUGUUUCACGCUGAAUAUGAGGCCGGAAAAUCGAGGAGAGGGUGUGAUCUCUCUUCGAACAGCCGGCGAUAUCAGCUUGCCGCGCGAUCGUUCCAGGAAAGGUGCAACGUCGACGAUGCGAGGUCUCAUCGUUCCUCAGGGUCACAAUAAUCCGCCGACGAUUAUACCUCUAACGCAUUCAAGAGCUUCUCGUGAGAGCGGAGAUUACGCGAGCAGCGACGUGCAGAGUGUGAGCUCGAGACUGUCGACUGUGUCGGUGGACACGAGUAGGAGCGACCAGCCUCCGGUGGGCGGUCGCCACCCCGAUCGGCCGGAGCAUCACCAUGAGCACCAUCACAACCAUCGCCAUCAUCACGAACAUCACCACUCGGUCUCACCCCGACCCAAUCAGCGUCACCCUGCCGCCACUAGCACGACCGUUACCAACACCGUCACCGACGCAACGUCACCGCAAAGCAACGCGCAACGCCGCCCGGUUCCCAGAUAUAGUCGGAGUAGCGGCGAGGAGGGACUGUCGCCGAGCCAGAGUAGCGACUAUGAGGAUCAAGAAGAACUCGAGAGUCAACACUCGGCCGCCGUACAUACAUCGGAGGCCAGCGCCCUGCUCGAGGGCGACGCCAGGGCGGGAAUCGCAGGCCGCGCGAGGAAUUUAAGGCACGACGUGCAGCGAAAGAUUUCGAGGCUGCGCCAGGAUCGCGCGUCCUCGGAGGCGUUUCCGUGCAGCGCGAGCAGCGUCGAGAGCCUGCCGAGCGGCAGCGGCUCGAGCACGCAGGCUCUAGUCCGUGCGGGAAGCAAUCACAGUUCGAUAUCCUGCGAGGAUAGGGACGCCGUCAGCCCGACGUCUAUCGGCCCUGUCCUAUGUCGAGCGAGGGCACUGGUGGACUACACCCCCAGUCCAUACGACAAGGACGCCUUAAAGUUCAAGAAGGGGGACGUAAUCGAUGUGGUACAGAUGAACAAGAGCGGACUGUGGAAGGGCGUUGUGCACAACAGGAUAGGCCACUUCAAGUUCAUAAACGUCGAGAUACUGAACGACAGAGUACCUAGGAGGGGGGAACCAGAGCGGGGCAAGUGGGGUCAGAGAUACAGGCAGAAGCCGGGUUCCGUUCAAGAGCUCUUGCAGAGAAUGAAUCUUCAGGAGCAUAUUCCAGUUUUUGUGCUGAACGGAUACGAGGAUCUGGAGCUCUUCAGGGAGUUAGAAGCGGCGGAUCUGGACUAUUUGCGUAUACAUCAACCCGAGCAUCGUGCCAAGAUACUCACUGCCGUGCAGCUCCUACACGAUCUUCAGUCGGGCAGCGAGGGUGAUCUGGCCUCGAGUUCAGAGGGCGACGAGGUCAGUCGUCUGGUCUUAACCUCUGGCCAGACGUCCGGCCACUGUUCCCCGUUUAACCGACGUCAGUUCCCACGGGACUCUGGCUGCUAUGAUGCGCAUAAGAAUACAACCAGUCGACGAACUAUCAGCCCGGAAUCAACCACGACGUCAUCGAAGCUAUCAAGGGAAAACAAUCUGGAUGGCGCGACGGCUGUCACGAAAAACACCAGCAGUGUUGACGCGGACGGAGGUCUAACCGAUGCGAAGGACAAUUUUCAUCCCAAUAUACCGAUCUCCGGCUCGGUAACGAGCCAGAAAGAGGGCCAAUUCGAAAAGUCGCCGUUACUGCGGGGUGGCAAUGUGCGGUACAUUGCAAAGAGGGGCAACUUUGGCGAAACGGUUGUCAUCGAGGACGCCUGCGAGGGCGGUCAAAAGCUGGGCGGCAUGGUCAAAUACAUGGUUGGUGGUACUAGCGAUCUUGGUCUCGAGGGUACCGGCAAUGUCACCGGUCUUAGCCAACGCGGUUGUCUCAGCGAGAAAUCCAGCGACUCCGGCGUUAGCUCAUCCAGUAUUAGUUCGGCGCCUCCACCCAGAGACAAAGUACUCGCUACCGUCAGUACCACGUCGGACUCGCCGACCAAGAACUUUGGUAGUUUUAGCAGGGCAUCGCCAACUUCUCAGAGUGGCAGUAAGAGUCAAAACGACGGCAGCUAUCAAUGAGAAAAGCAUCAACGAAUUGGUAGGCCGGUGAGUCGCGACGCAAUUUUGAGCUUGAAGGUAAGAAGUACAGAAAUGAAGGAAUCGCGUAAUUAACGGGAAACCGACACUGAAGCGGCCUUAGUUCGGAUUAUGGAGUACGAAAAAGAUUAUAUGAUUGCAAUUGUCUACAGUGUCCGAUUCAUUCACGAGAUAUUUAGAUAAUAUCGGGAUCAACGAAUAUCUUGAGUAUAUACUUUAUAUUCAGCGAGAGAUAUAGCUCCCGAAUCCGCGAUCUUGACAAACGUACUUGGCGACGAGAUGUUUCUUCUAUUUCGGAUAACUCGCAGAAGCAACGAAAAUUGCUGACGAUAGAUAAUAAUUGAUAGUCGCCAUUGUGUCCACUCGUUGCGACGACUAUCAUCAUAAUCGCAUCUCGAUUUGAAAUAUCUCUCAAAGCAAUAUCUCUUUUGUUGUUGGCAAAGUACCGAGAGUCUUUCUUUGUUUGGUAAUUCUUGUCUCGAGUGCGAAUGGAAAAUCUAAUGUCUCUCAACAUAAUAUCUCUUCGAUAUUAAUGUCGGGGGGAACAUUUUGUUAUUUCGUGUCUUGGAUAUUUGGAUGCGCGAUGGGAAGAACUGAGAACAAGAAUCCCGAAACGAGCGAAAUUCCUGCAGUUGUAACAAGGACUCCCGGGAGCACCGGCGAAGUUUCUUCUUCGCGUUUACGUUCGCGUUUGGUCCGAGCGAGAUGCAUUUCGAAUAGCUCUCGACAUCUCGAGAAGAUAACCAAGUCACAUCGCGCCUGCGUAUAAGCCAUAUAAUUAAUAAUAAGCGAAUAUUAUGUGAUACAGUAGCAAUAUAACGAUCGACUAAAGUCGAAUAGAUAGAGAAAAAAAAAAGAAACGACGACCAGCGAUUGUCAUUGUGCAAAUUGUCGUCGAGAUUCAUUGCGUAUAAUAAA